This is a messenger RNA of Lathyrus sativus (Indian pea), 342 nucleotides long. The record is from the annotation of a GenBank genome assembly. Lineage: Eukaryota; Viridiplantae; Streptophyta; Magnoliopsida; Fabales; Fabaceae.
AUGUUCAGCUGUAAGCAGCUUGGUGGUUAUCCGACUCUCCUUCAGUGCUGGAUUCAUGAGUAUUUUCCAACACUUGGGAAAAGAGGAGAGAACUGGAUACCAGCUAAUAAUGUGGGUCUCCCUCGAGCGAUGAGAUGGUCCUAUAGGCAAGGUGUCUUGAAGGUGGAUGACUUGCGGCUUAUUCUGGACGAGCUGACACCUGCCGAUGUCAUAUGGCGUCCAUUCAAGAAUCAUAGAGUAUGGCGUCAGUUUGAUGAGUUAUGUCUCUAUAGGGGGUGUCUGAGGUGGGGUGACAUUAUUGUUCCAUACUUGCCUAACAGAUGUAUGCGUCAGUUUGGAUAG